Mycotypha africana is the source of this 402-nucleotide messenger RNA. RefSeq lists its product as uncharacterized. The transcript has 3 exons. The coding region runs from base 44 to 259 and encodes 71 amino acids. The record is from RefSeq and is a predicted model, not a curated record. NCBI's taxonomy places the organism in Eukaryota, Fungi, Mucoromycota, Mucoromycetes, Mucorales, Mycotyphaceae.
AUAUUGCACGUCGCAGGUCUGCAACAACUGUUUGCUCAAAAAUAUGGAAAGUGUAAAGAUCGGUGCUGGUUCACGUUGUUACAGUACGAAAGUUUGUAAACACUGCCACAUACUUUGGCAACGUGAUAUAAAUGCUUCAAAGAAUAUGAUGACUAUUGCCGCUUCAGUUUGGGCAGGUCAUGGAAGACCCUCACAGUUUACCCCACAGAAUCGCCGUAGCGAAGACGGUGCUGUCGGUUCCUCGAACCAGGCGGCUUAAAGAUACUUACGCGUUUAGGUAUUCUGUGCUUCGGCACAGUAUAUUUACCUUGUUUGAGUAAGAGUAGGUCGCACAUUUGGCAUUGAGCAUUUGGACAGAAAAGGUAUGAUCUGAAAAACUAUACAUUUCAUCUAAAUAAUUUU